Molecule: messenger RNA, 3013 nt
Organism: Camelina sativa (false flax)
Lineage: Eukaryota; Viridiplantae; Streptophyta; Magnoliopsida; Brassicales; Brassicaceae
Source: RefSeq, a predicted model, not a curated record
CUGGUUUUUUUAGUAUUUUUGGAAGGUUCUUCUAUUAAAGGAAGCUAGAUUCAUGCACCUUCGGGGGCUACCGAACUUUGCGAUUUUAAACUGAAAACAUAUGUGCUAAGCUCGUGUAUAAUCUAACUAGUAGGGUAUCAUGUGCACCUAAUUUUUUUGUCAAUGAACGAUGUAUCACCUUAGAGUAUCUCCAUCAAAGGUUAUAAACCAUAUCUUAAGAGUUGCUUAAGUUAAAAAAUAAAUCAUAUUAAUAAAAAAAAACAAAUUUACCUUAGGAUCGAUGCUUAUGUUAGAUGUUUUAGAGCAACUAAGGACCGAGGUUGUGUCGACAUCUGAUUGGCUGGGGAGAAAAAUGAUUUUUUUUUCUUACUCUCGUUUGUAUCGCUCUCUCUCUCUCUUUCUCAGUUUGCAAUUCAGAGAGAAUGGUUUGGAUUGGCUUCGAUUUCUCUGGUUUCUUCUUCUAUCAUCUUUGGUUCUGCUCUCAUCUCUCCCUUCUACAAUCACCAGCGGUAAUAUCAUUCAUCAAGACAAUUCUGAACCACGUUGAUCGGAAACAGAGUUCCAAAACUGGAGGUCGGCGAAAGAGGCUCCAGUUUUUGAUGGAAGAUAGUGUGGUUGAUGAUGUUAUAAAGAGGUUACUAGGAGCGAAAGAGGCUCCUAUCAAGAUUUGUGAUAGGAGAGCUUGGUUGGUUUUGUAAAAAUGCGUAUGAAUCUGCUGCUUUGUGUGGGGAUUGAGCUCCUUGAUACGGAACUUGGACAGCUAUGUAGUGUCAUAAUGGAGCCAUUGAGGGAUCGUGUAGUCACCAGCCUUCUUCAAGCAUCACUGGAUGGAUUGCUUCGCGUGAUAUUAGAUGGAGGCUAGUCACGUGUAUUCCAUCCAAACGAGUCAAAGCUGUUAGAAGAAGAUGUAGAGGUCUUAAAGGUAACUAAACACGGAUAUAUACUACAUUUCAACUCCUUGGUCUCUUCAAUCGGUAUGUCUCUUUGUCUUUUUGGUCUUUCGGCUAUUUGCAUCAUAAAUUUGUAUCAUUAAAUUGAACUAGAACUGUUAGGUAAUUGUCACACUUAAACACUCAAUGUUUGUACUUGAUUGAUUGCUUGUUAUGUCACAAUUAAACAAGCAUUGUUGGUUGUUGUCACAGUUAAAAACUUAUUGUCUAGUGUUAGGUUAUACUCAAUGUUUGGUAGUUGUCAUUAAUUGCUUGUUAUGUCACAUUUAAAAACCAAAUACACUUACAUCUCACCUCUAGUUAUAUAUUAUGUGUUUGGAAACCGCUAAACACAUACCUUUCUUCUCCUUUACACACCUAAACAGACCAUCAAUCCUUCUUUAUUCUCGGUCCUCUUUUAAACACAACCCAGAAACUUGCCUAUGGACCCAUUUAGUGAAGAUCUAGGUUUUAUGGACCUCUUAACUAGUAAACAAGAAAGCCACACUCUUCAAACCCAUUCGGAUGCUGAGGAGGGCCCUGUAGGUGAAAAGAAAUCAAAGGAGCGUAGAAGGAAGUGGUCACACACAGAAGAUGUGGUCCUCAUCGGUGCUUGGCUUAACACUAGCAAGGAUCCAAUUGUUGCUGUCGAUCAAAAAUUUGGUAGUUUUUGGUCACGGAUUGCAAUUUAUUAUGCUGAAAAUCCUAAGCUAGUUGGUGUAGAGAAGAUGGCAUCUUCUUCUAAGAACAUUGAAGAAAUAAUGGAUGAGUAUUUUGAUCAUGCAAUGGACAAUUAUUUUGAUCAAGCAUUCGAGAAUCGUUUUGAUCAUGCAAUGAAUCAGUUUGCACCCGAGAAGAAGAAACGAGUCCACAUUGAAAGAAAACGUGAAGAGGGUCACCAACGCUUAUGGGAUGAUUAUUUCCGUGAAGAUGCAACAUAUUCUCCUAAAAUCUUUCGUCGCCAUUUCAGAAUGAACAAACCCUUGUUCAUGCGGAUCGUCGAACGACUCUCAACUGAAGUUCCAUACUUUGAACAAAGAAGAAAUGGUCACGGAAGGCUUGGUCUCUCUGCAAUACAAAAGUGUAUAGCAGCCAUUCGUAUGAUGGCAUAUGGUGCUGCAGGAGAUUCAUUUGACGAAUAUCUCCGGCUUGCUGAAAGCACUACGUUGUUAUGUUUGGAAAAGUUCACUGAAGGAAUCAUUCAUUUAUUUGGAUAUGAGUACCUACGCAGACCCACAACAGAAGAUCUUCAACGACUACUCAAUAUUGGAGAGAACCGCGGAUUUCCUGGAAUGAUAGGUUCCAUUGAUUGUAUGCAUUGGGAGUGGAAGAAUUGCCCGACUGCAUGGAAAGGUCAAUAUACCCGUGGAUCUGGAAACCCAACAAUUGUUUUAGAGGCUGUAGCUUCACAAGACUUCUGGAUAUGGCAUGCAUUUUUUGGAGCCCUAGGUACAUUAAACGAUAUCAACAUUCUCGCUCGCUCACCAGUUUUUGAUGACAUAUUACAUGGUGUAGCUCCCAGAGUGAAAUAUAUUGUCAACGGACGACAAUAUCAUAUGGCUUACUAUCUCACCGAUGGUAUUUAUCCUGACUGGGCUACUUUUAUCCAAUAAAUUCGAAUUCCACAAGAUCCGAAAGCAUCCUUAUUUGCUACAUAUUUGAAAGCAUCCUUAUUCGAGCGUGCUUUUAGAGUCUUGCAAGCUCGAUUUGCCAUAGUCAAAAACCCAGCUCUUUUGUUGAAUAAGGUAAAAAUUGGAAACAUAAUGAAAGCAUGUAUCAUAUUGCACAACAUGAUUGUAGAAGACGAACGUGAUGGGUAUACUCAGUAUGAUACGGCUUCAUUUGCACAAGACGACUCAAACAGAACUUCACAAGUUGAUUGUCCGCAUUCUACAGAUAUCCCUUCAAAUCUCACCAAUAUGAUGGGAAAUGUGAUGACCAUUCGAAAUGAAGUUCAUGAUAAAAAACUACAUGAUCGGUUGAAAGCGGAUUUGGUUGAGCAUAUAUGGAAAAAAUUUGGCACAAAUCAAAAUUAAAAUUAAUCAUUUUGUAAUCUAUUUUUAAAAUGCUUUUAUGCCAUGUUU